Arachis stenosperma is the source of this 3069-nucleotide messenger RNA. RefSeq lists its product as uncharacterized. The record is from RefSeq and is a predicted model, not a curated record. NCBI's taxonomy places the organism in Eukaryota, Viridiplantae, Streptophyta, Magnoliopsida, Fabales, Fabaceae. The transcript has 4 exons. Bases 1 to 3069 code for a protein of 1022 amino acids.
AUGUACGAUCACUUGAUAUGUACCCAAUUCUCGAAAGAAUAUACACUUUGGUUUUAUCACGGAGAGACUGAGGUAGGGGAUCCCAGUAGUAACGUCUCAAAUAGUGAUGCUUCAAAUGCUUUUGAUGAUUUUAAUCAAGAUUCUAUUCAUGACAUGCUUGGAGAUGCUUUUGGAACUGAUAUGCACUGGGCAAAUGAAGUCUCAUUAGAGUCAGAUGAAGACAUUGAUGGAGUUGAAAGAGUGAUGCCAGAUGUAGCUGAUGCAGCGGAGUUUGAAGAAUUAGCAAGUCAUGCAGAACUACUUUUGUAUGAAGGGUGUACAAGAUAUUCAAGAUUGUCCUUUUUGGUGAAGAUGUAUCAUAUUAAGUGUAUAUGUGGGAUGACUGACAAGGCAAUGUCGAUGAUAUUUGAACUCUUACAUGAUGCAUUUGAACAUGCAAAGAUUCCGAGUUCAUUUUAUGAAGCAAAGAAAACUAUCUUGAAGCUUGGUAUGAAUUAUGAGAAGAUACAUGCAUGCCCGAACAAUUGCAUGCUGUAUUGGGGUGAAGACAAGGAGAAAGAAAUGUGUAAAGUUUGCAACAGGUCUAGAUGGAAACUAGAUACAAAGGGUGGUGAGAUUCAAGAAUCAAAUGAUGGGAAUAUUAGGAAGAAGGUGCCUGCUAAAGUUCUUCGUUACUUUCCACUAAAACCUCGUUUGCAAAGGUUAUUUUUGUCUUCAAAGACAGCCGAGGCCAUGAGAUGGCAUGAUGUUGCUCCUAAGGAAGAUGGUGUAAUGACGCAUCCUAGAGAUUCAGAAGCUUGGAAGAUGUUUGAUUUAAAAAACACUUCAUUCGCAGAGGAUCCACGAAAUAUACGUUUGGCAUUAGCUACUGAUGGUAUUAAUCCCUAUUGUAGUAUGAAUGCAAAUUCUAGUACCUGGCCAGUUAUUCUCAUUCCUUACAACACUCCUCCUUGGAUUUGUAUGAAGCGGACGUCUUUUAUUCUUUCAAUGAUAAUUCCUGGAAAAAAGAUGCCAGGAAACAAUAUAGAUGUCUACUUACAACCGUUGAUCAAAGAGCUAAAAGAGUUAUGGAAUGAGGGCGUGGAUGCAUAUGAUUCUUUUGAGAAAAAGGCGUUCAAAUUGCAUGCGGCGUUGAUGUGGACUAUAAGUGACUUUCCUGGGUUAGGAAUUCUCUCCGGGUGGAACACGUACACUGGACUUGCUUGUCCAUCUUGUAACUUCGACUCUGUUCCUUUUCAACUUCCUCAUAGUAGAAAAUCAUGUUUCAUAGGACAUCGUCGUUUUCUUAAUCAAAGGCAUCGAUUUAGAUUGAAUAGGGUUCGAUUUAAUGGAGAGCAAGAAUUUCGCAAUCCACCGAAGAGGUUAUCUGGUCUUGAUAUACUUGAGCAAGUCAAGGACAUCAAUGUCACAUUUGGUAGAAAAGAAGAGGCAAAAGUUAGGGGCACCAAGUCAAAAGACCACCUCAAUGCUCGAAAAGAUCUUAAAGCUUUAGGCUGUAAACAAGAUCUUUGGCCAGAUGAGAAUGGAAAGUACGCUCCAGCUAUCUUUACACUGACUAAUAAAGGCAAGAAGGCUUUUCUGUCAACUUUAAAAAAUAUUAGUGUGCCAGAUGGGUAUUCAAGUAACAUAUCUAGGUGCAUUGAUGUUGACAACCUUAAGAUCAAUGGGAUGCUAAAAAGCCAUGAUAAUCACAUAUUAAUGCAACAAUUGCUACCAUUAGCCAUGCGAACGAGUUUGCCUAGUGAAGUUUCAGCAAUCUUGAUUGAAUUGUGCUCGUUCUUUAGGAAGUUAUGUGAAAAAAGAUUGAUUAUUAAGGAUUUAGACAAGUUGCAAGAUCAAAUUGUGCUCACUCUAUGCCAUAUGGAGAUGUUAUUUUCUCCAUCCUUUUUUACAGUUAUGAUUCAUUUGGUGGUUCACCUUGUUGAAGAAGUUAAGCUUGGAGGUCCUGUACAAUACCGGUGGAUGUAUCCGAUAGAAAGGUACUUGAGACAACUAAAAUCUUAUGUGCGUAAUAAAGCACAACCAGAGGGCUCUAUUGCUGAAGGUUAUCUUAUGCAAGAGAUCCUUACAUUUUGUUCAAGAUACCUGGACAAUAUUGAGACAAUAUGGAAUCGACGUAAGCGUGUUGGUAAUGAGCCUACCCAGAUAGAUCCCAAUUCACGAAUAUCUAAGCUGUUUCCUCAAGUUGGAGAAUCAAAUAAUGGUUUCACAUAUUUUACUUUAUCACCAAUUGAGAAGAGGCAGGCUCAUAGGCAUGUUUUGACAAAUUGUCGUUCAGUUGAUAACUAUCUUAGGGAUUAUAGAGAUAUUGUGAAGAAAAGAUUAAGAAGCCGAACAAGGGAUACUACUGAGAUAGACAAAAAGAUUUGUACUAAUCUCAACAAACUUCCUGAUGUGGAUAAAGACAUUCUUAUCAGCCUUUCUCAAGGACCAUAUGACCAAGCAAGAAAGUUCUCUUCAUAUGAUGUUAACGGAUAUAGAUUUCGAACUUUAGCAAGGGAUAAUGGAUUAAAAACUCAGAAUAGCGGAGUUUUUGGUACAUUUGGAACAAGAAGUUACUCAAGUAGUAAAGAUACCCGAAUGAACUUUGGUGCGGUGCCUUAUUAUGGAAAGUUGGUAGACAUCAUUGAGCUUUUCUACAAUGGUUUUACAGUUCUCUUGUUUAAAUGUCAAUGGGCAAACACAACUAGUCCUAGAGGAAUCAAAAAGGACAAUUUGGGUUUUUUAUCUGUGAACUUUACAAGGCUCAUACAUACUGGUGAACAUGAAGAUGACGAGCCAUAUAUUAAAGCUUCUGAAGCCCAGAUGGUAUAUUAUGUGGAUGAUGAGAAAGAAAAAGGAUGGUGCAUACCAAUUCACUUGAAGCCAAGAGAUUUGUAUAACAUGAGUGGAGAUAAUAUGGGUGAAGAUGACGAAAUUACAGUAUCCAAUGAUAAUUAUCCACCACAAGACUUAGAGUCUCUUUUUCCAGAUGAAAAUACAAAUAUAAAAUUGGCGAGAAUAGUUGUAGAUGAUGAUUUUCCAAUAAUCAAUGAAAACUAUGAUGAGAAUGAGGAUAUGCUUGUGUAA